This is a messenger RNA of Lolium perenne, 1244 nucleotides long. RefSeq lists its product as uncharacterized. NCBI's taxonomy places the organism in Eukaryota, Viridiplantae, Streptophyta, Magnoliopsida, Poales, Poaceae. The record is from RefSeq and is a predicted model, not a curated record.
AUCGAACGGGCAUCAGCAGCCUGCGCACGUAUCCCCGAGGUCCGGAGACCUUCGUCCGGCGCAGGUCCAUGGAGGAAGUACCAGGAAAGAAGUUUAGUAGGAAUUACACACAAUGGACUCAGGAGAUGGACAGCGCCUUGCUAGAUGUAUUUGUUGAGCAUCACAACAAUGGUGAUCGUGCCCAGAACGGAUGGAAGUCACAUGUGUACCGUGCUGCUAUCAAAGCUGUUCGCGAAAAGUGUGGGGUCGAUGUCACAAAGGAGAAAAUUGUAUCAAGGUUGAAAACUUUUGACAAGCACUAUGAGAUAGUUAGCAAAAUUCUUUCUCAAAGUGGAUUUGGUUGGGACUGGGAAAAGAAUGUCUUACAACUUGAGAGUGAUGAAGUGUGGGAAAGAUAUGUGGAGGCUAAUGAAAAAGCAGCUCCAUACAAGAACAAAGUAAUCCGCAAUUGGAAUGAGAUAUGUACAAUUUACUCAAAAGACCAUGCGACCGGGCUAGGUGCUCGGACAGGAGCUGAGUCGACGGAUCCAGAGGUGAUACAACCAGCUGUAGAAGCCAAUGAUACAUCUCCUGAAGCAGUUGGUCCAUCACCAAAGAGGCCACGUACUGGUGAAGCAAUUAUGUGCAUGCUUGGAAGUUUGAAGACAUCUUUUGAUGAUGCCAUGAAGUCAACCGAGCCACUACAGCAGCCGCAGGUUACUCCUCCUUCCGUCAUGCUUGCUACAAUUGAAGCCGUACCUGAUAUGUCCAGAACUGAACAGCUGCGAGCUUAUGCGAAGCUAACUGUCAGUGAGCGUUUAUUCCAUUCACUUCUUGAGCUCCCACUGGAUGCUAGAAAGGAAUGGCUGCUUAUGUUACCUUGAAUAACUUGUAACCGUAUCGGAAUUUCUAUGAACCACCGUUUCUAGACUAUGUCUUUUGUAUGAUUUUCGACAGUGAUGUAUCUCAUCUUAUGUGCUUGCUUUUGAUGGAUUAUGAAUGGAACUAUAUAUUAUGUUGUCAAACUUAUGUACAAAUUUAUUGUUAUUCGUAUAUUCUUUGCUUGUUAAUGAGACAACAAAAAUAUUGUGCAUGUUCUGUACAUAAUAUAGUGUAUAUGAUCGAAUUCUCCUAGGACUGAAAUACAUCACUUUGAGCAUCCGAACAACAUUUGGCAUUCAACUUCAAUAUCUACUCUAGUUCCGAAUAUCUAGCACAUCCAAACAGAAAAUAUUGACAUUCACUCUCAAUAUCAAUAUCCUGGG